AUGCAAUCCAAGAGCGUCAUGGCUACUUCUGACCUUAUUUCAAACAUUGCCAUCGCGGAUAUAACUAAGGUCCAGGUAGAUGACUUUGCGAAACAAAUCACUCUAAUAGAGAUGUCAUACUUUUCGGCAAUUAAGCGCUCGGAGUUUUUAAGUCUCAAGUGGAAUGGACGAGACAAGAAUGUAUAUGCGCCCAACAUUGUUGCAUCCACGCGUUGGUUUAACCAGCUCAACUUUUGGGUUCAGAAGGAGAUUCUCAAGUAUCCAGCCGUAAACAAACGCACGGAGGUGCUCUCUUACUUUAUUAAACUAGCCAAGGUGCGUCUUCCCUCCCCUCUUUUAUCCUCUUAUUGGGUCCCAAACCAGAAACUUGCGCUUUAA
Messenger RNA from Dibothriocephalus latus, 378 nucleotides. NCBI's taxonomy places the organism in Eukaryota, Metazoa, Platyhelminthes, Cestoda, Diphyllobothriidea, Diphyllobothriidae. The record is from the annotation of a GenBank genome assembly.